Messenger RNA from Zingiber officinale, 2472 nucleotides. RefSeq lists its product as uncharacterized. The record is from RefSeq and is a predicted model, not a curated record. The transcript has 8 exons. NCBI's taxonomy places the organism in Eukaryota, Viridiplantae, Streptophyta, Magnoliopsida, Zingiberales, Zingiberaceae. Bases 604 to 1257 code for a protein of 217 amino acids.
CACGUUCCUGCUAUAUCUCCCUCCCCCUCUUCUUACUCCCGCGAUUUCUGAUUCUGCCAAAAUGUUCGUCGCUUGCUGAUGUGUCGUCGAUCGCUGUCAGAUUCAUCCCAUCGCUGACGACCAGCCUCCGACCUCUGCCUCCUUCCAGCCUUCGACCUCCACCUCCUUCCAGUUACACAGCCAGGAGAACGAUCGUCUCCUCCCAGGUAACUUUUGAAAAUGGCAAAUAAAAGAAUGCGAAAGCUAAUCCAAAAUAACCAAAGACGAUCUAGGAGAGAAGAAUCAAGUAACAGAGGAGUUGAUGAUGAAAAUGAAUCACAAUACACAACAUCCCAUUCACCAUUAGAGAUACAAAAUGAGGAGUUGAAAAUGAGGUCAUGUCUUCAUCCCAAAGUCAGCAAAGAAAACGUGGCAAGACUAUCAUGAGAGAAAUUCAUGCAUUACAUCUCGAUCAUGUGCUCGUAGUUGAAUUCAAUGAAAGGGGACAACCUUACGGUGAUCUACAACCGACGCUUGCAAAUUUUAUUGGGACUAUUGCACGGAAUGGACUUGUGUUGCCCCUACACUUUUUAGAUUGGAGAAAAAUGCCGACAAAUCGCUUGAAUGAUGCAUGGAAACUUGUUACCAAGAGUUAUAAUGCAAAUGAUGGGGGCCGCAUGGAGACGGUGGAGGACUGAAGUGAAAGCUACAUCUUAUGAUUCAAAUACUCCACUAGAAGAGCUUGUUGCAAUACAGCCCAUUCCUCAUGGAUUGACACCUCAAACUUGGGAAGUUUUAUGUAACUAUUGGAAGUAUACUGAGAAAAUCUCAAAAAUCAAUAGAGAAAAUGCAAACAAAAAGAAAGGGACUCAUGCACAGGGACGUACUAAUAUUCCGUCAUUGGAAUAUAAAUUUUCUCAGGAGAAUGGUAGAAAAUCAAGUCGUAUUGAAAUACAACAACUGAGUCGGAGAAGUAGAAAGAAAGGAGGUGCCGCUGUUGAUGAUGAGGCAAUACGAAUUGAGAAUUUACUUAAAGAGGUUGUAGAUCAUCUCCUCCAAGAUAAACCUGAAGGAACACAACCACUAGAAGUCCAUGAGGAGGCAUUUCGUGAGGUUUUUGGACCUGAGCAUUCUGGUCGGGUACGAUGUUUAGGAGCUGGUGCGCUGCCUAGCCAAGUGUUCCCAGAGCAAUGUAAACGCAGCUCAAUGUAUUGGCAAGAUUAUCACUCUAAUUCAGAUUUGACAGACAAAUUUAAGGAAAUGAGAGAGACAAUUUAAGAUACGGAGUUGUGAGAAGCACAACGACAAACGGAAAUAGAGCAGAUGAAAAAACAAAUGCAAGAAAAUGAUCAGCUCCAAAAUUUUGCACGAGUAAUGUUAAGUAUGAUAUCGGGAAGUGUUGGGGGCUCUCGUGGACCCGAAUUAUUACCGGCACAAGUAAUAAUAUUUCUCAUUAAAAAAAUAAUUAUUUAAAAUUAUUUGUAUAGUUAAGAACAUUAAUAGCAAAUUUAUUUAUUUUUAUAGAUGACAGCUAUGUUUGUAAAUAUUAUGCAACAAUAAGUUUCAUCCACCAUGGAAGAAGAUAGGUGUAGAUCCUCUCGAUCACCAGAAUCAGAUAAUAAUUAGAGAGGUUGAUUUUUAAUUACAAAUGUUCUUAUUAGAGUAUUUUUUACUUUAUUUUUUUUUUAAAAUUUAUGUUUAAAAUAAAGUUAAUUCAUAAUUCUAGGCAUAUGAGUUUUUUUAUACUAUUCUUACAUGCUUGUUCCUCUGAAUCUUACUUUUCAAUAAUGCCACCUUGAGAGAGGUCCCCCAUGAGCGGCAUGAUCAGCCAACCUUUUAUCUUCAGGGCCAUUCCCCCUCCACAAAAUUAUUGUUCUUAUCUGCACCACUUAAAUGUUGCUGCUAGCUUGAAGCAUGUGUUGUAACUUGUAAGGGUGACCCAACACCAACCACGCACAUUCUGAUCUUGCAUUAACAUCACAUAUAUAUAUAUAGCUACAGUUUGUUUCAUGCUCCAUGAGGAGGCUGGGGAGCUCCCAUGUGGCACAACCCAUACGGUAGAGCAUUUAUGGAAGGAUGGAUGGACGAAUCAUUAAUUAAUCAACCUCUUAGCUUCCUCCUAGCUCCCUCCUAGCUCCCAAUUCAUGUUGUCAAUAUCAGGGCACAAGAAGCUAUUGUAUCAAUGCUACUGGUGCGUGCACGGUUCAUACUUCCAAGCGUGCCAAGACCCCACUCGCAGCUCUAGGAUUGAGAGCUAGCUAGCACGAACUCUCUCAUAUGUUCAUAUACACUGCUAACCUAAUUCCAGUCUCCUAAUUCACUUCCAAGUGAACCCUUCAUAAGUAAUUUAAGUUCUAUAUUUUCGUAUGAGUUUCCACAUGUUUGAGCUGUAAUUGUUUAUUGGAUUCUAACCAAUGACUUUUUUUUCUCAAUCAGCUAUCUAUAUUGUUACAAUUAUCACUGUUUUUGUAUUUGCAUGUUGUUUAUAAUAUA